Messenger RNA from Klebsormidium nitens, 582 nucleotides. The record is from the annotation of a GenBank genome assembly. Lineage: Eukaryota; Viridiplantae; Streptophyta; Klebsormidiophyceae; Klebsormidiales; Klebsormidiaceae.
AUGGCGAGGUACCGCAUCAUGGCUCGCAACGCGAUCCCCGCUCCACCCAUGCCAAAGGCACCAACGUAUGUGCGACCGCCCCUGUCGUGGCUCAUCGCGGAUGCCGAGCUUCUUCCGAGCAAAGCUUGGGAGAUGUUCGAUCGCGGCGAGAUUGUAUUACACCAUAAGACUUGGUCACUGCACUUCCACCCUGACAAGGUUGAGCAGGAGGCGAGAGCAAAGACCCUGCAAACAUUCGUCGAGCAUUUUGCGUGCUCCACGGUUGGCGGCUUGAACCGAGACGAGACGAUGGCUCGCUACGCUACGGAGCUCUUUGGCCCUUUGUACGACAGGCGAUUUAAACCCGGCUUCAUCGCCCAAAAAUCUGGCGGCAUGCCGUGGAAGGCAUGGAUGAACGAAGAAUGCGCACUCAUCAAUGAGUACCGCAAAUAUCUUCUGGACUUUGGAAGAUAUAAGACGGAACUAGAGCGCGCGCAUCGAGAGCUAGAAGAGUCCCGGAGGAGAUGGAUUGAGGAGAAUCUUGAGCCCAGGUUUAAGAACUCCAAGGCGUACAAGCGAUACGUAGCGCGAGAUACGAACUAG